AUGGCGGAGCGGGCGCCGGAGCCCGAGGCGGAGGCGGAGGCUGAGGCGGGCGCAGGCGGGGAGGCGGCCGCCGAGGAGAGCGCUGCGGGUCGCAAAGCGCGGGGCCGGCCACGGCUUACGGAGUCGGACCGGGCCCGGCGGCGGCUCGAGUCCCGGAAGAAGUACGACGUGAGGCGCGUGUACCUGGGCGAGGCGCACGGGCCCUGGGUGGACCUGCGGCGCCGCAGCGGCUGGAGCGACGCCAAGCUCGCCGCCUACCUCAUCUCGCUGGAGCGCGGCCAGCGUAGCGGCCGCCACGGGAAGCCUUGGGAGCAAGUCCCUAAAAAGCCAAAGCGGAAGAAAAGGCGGCGACGCAAUGUGAACUGCCUGAAGAACGUGGUGAUCUGGUACGAGGACCACAAGCACCGCUGCCCCUACGAGCCGCACCUGGCUGAGCUGGACCCCACCUUCGGCCUGUACACCACAGCCGUGUGGCAGUGUGAAGCCGGGCACCGCUACUUCCAAGACCUGCACUCCCCGCUGAAGCCACUCAGCGACUCGGACCCCGAGAGUGACAAAGUGGGCAAUGGCCUGGUGGCCGGCAGCUCUGACUCGUCCAGUUCCGGCUCUGGCUCUGACUCCGAGGAGCCCCCCGAGGGCCAGCCAACCAAGGCGACGGUAGCCACGGCGGCAGUCACACCCACCAGCCCGGCAGGCAGCAGUGGGCUCAUCACACAGGAGGGCGUGCACAUCCCCUUCGAUGUCCACCACGUGGAGAGCCUGGCCGAGCAGGGCACCCCGCUAUGCCCCAACCCGGCCAGCAGUGGGCCGGAGGCCCUGGAGACAGUGGUGUGCGUGCCCGUGCCCGUACAAGUGGGCCCGGGUCCCGGCACCCUCUUUGAGAACGUGCCCCAGGAGGCACUGGGUGAGGUGGUAGCCAGCUGUCCCAUGCCAGGCAUGGUGCCGGGGUCGCAGGUGAUCAUCAUCGCCGGCCCCGGCUACGACGCCCUCACAGCCGAGGGCAUCCACCUCAACGUGGCAGCCGGCAGCAGUGCCCCCGGAGGGGGCCUGGGCGAUGAGGUGCCCUGUGCCAUGAUGGAGGGCGUGGCUGCCUACACACAGACAGAGCCAGAGGGUGGCCCACCCAGUACCAUGGACCCUGCUGCCAUGACAGGCAUUGAGACCAAGAAAGGUCUGGGGGGGCCAUGCCAGUCCGGGGGCUGGAAGGGGGGCACAUUGGGACCUGGCGAGGGGAGGGCGAGGAGUGACCCCAGAAUGAGCUCCUCAAUAGCCUUAGUCCCCAUGGGCACUCACUCUGUGUCCACCCCCAUAGAGAAGGAGGACCUGUACGUGCUCAAGAAGGAGGAGAAGGAGGAGCUGGUGGCCCCCGAGAUGGCUGAGCUGGCUGCGACGGUGCCUGAGAGCGCCGAGCCUGAGGCCGAGGCUGACGGGGAGGAGCUAGAGGGCAGCGACAUGUCCGCCAUCAUCUACGAGAUCCCCAAGGAACCCGAGAAGAGGCGGCGGAGCAAGAGGUCGAGGGUGAUGGAUGCCGACGGCCUGCUAGAGAUGUUCCACUGCCCCUACGAAGGCUGCAGCCAGGUCUAUGUGGCCCUCAGCAGCUUCCAGAACCACGUCAACCUCGUGCAUCGGAAAGGGAAGACCAAAGUGUGCCCUCAUCCUGGCUGCGGCAAGAAGUUCUAUUUAUCCAACCACCUACGGCGGCACAUGAUCAUUCACUCAGGUGUCCGCGAGUUCACCUGUGAAACCUGCGGCAAGUCCUUUAAGAGGAAGAACCACCUGGAGGUACACCGGCGCACGCACACGGGCGAGACGCCUCUUCAGUGCGAGAUCUGUGGCUACCAGUGCCGACAGCGCGCAUCGCUCAACUGGCACAUGAAGAAGCACACGGCCGAGGUGCAGUACAACUUCACUUGCGAGCGCUGCGGGAAGCGCUUCGAGAAGCUGGACAGCGUCAAGUUCCACACGCUCAAAAGCCACCCGGACCACAAGCCCGCCUGAUUCGCCCCGACCACUGAACGCCCCUAUUUAUUCGUCCGAUUGGACACCAUGCCUGUCAGGGCCGGGACAUCCGCGGGCGGCCGCCCGGACCGCGGGCCGGAAGGAGGCGCCCCUGCUCCGCUCUAGGGCUGGGCCCCCGGGGCAGGUCCCCCACCCCCGCCCGAUUUCUGGAGCUGGCCCCUAAGGUUGCACUGCUGGAACUGUGUCAAGAGAGAAG
This is a messenger RNA of Budorcas taxicolor (takin), 2215 nucleotides long. It is a transcript of the gene ZNF653, whose product is annotated as zinc finger protein 653. Gene Ontology annotation, cellular component: nucleus. The coding region runs from base 1 to 1998 and encodes 665 amino acids. Gene Ontology annotation, biological process: regulation of transcription by RNA polymerase II. NCBI's taxonomy places the organism in Eukaryota, Metazoa, Chordata, Mammalia, Artiodactyla, Bovidae. The transcript is spliced from 8 exons. The record is from RefSeq and is a predicted model, not a curated record. Gene Ontology annotation, molecular function: transcription coregulator activity.